This is a messenger RNA of Rattus norvegicus (Norway rat), 2073 nucleotides long. It is a transcript of the gene Zdhhc16, whose product is annotated as zDHHC palmitoyltransferase 16. Gene Ontology annotation, biological process: heart development; DNA damage response; eye development. Lineage: Eukaryota; Metazoa; Chordata; Mammalia; Rodentia; Muridae. The record is from RefSeq and is a predicted model, not a curated record. Gene Ontology annotation, cellular component: membrane. Gene Ontology annotation, molecular function: acyltransferase activity; palmitoyltransferase activity; protein-cysteine S-palmitoyltransferase activity.
UGAGACUCGCGCCUGCGCAGCUGGGUGGUGAUGGGCUGUCCGCGGGUCUCGGUCCGCUGGCUGGCGCUGCGGGCUCAGGGCCAUGGUGGGUUAGCCUUAGCUCGGCCCGGCCUGGGUCCCGAGCUGGAAGGGGAGGCAGUGAGUGGCUGACAGGGAGACUUGGCCUAAUCUAGCUGAUUGAGAAGCUGGCAGGAGGCAGAAAGAAUGAGUGCAGCAAAUCCUUUGGUGUGAUCACUUUGGUAGGAGUGUCUCUGCUGGCUUCUGUAGAGCUGUCGGCCUUUCCUGUUCUGCCUCUCUCCAGGUCAUUCCUUCAACAAGUAUUUAUUGAAACUUCUAUGCGCCAGAACAGGUUAGUCCUGAACUUAGUAGACUCAACCUGCUCCUGCCUCCCAAGUACCGGGAUUAAGGAACAGUCACUAUGCCCAGUCGGAUAUCUGUUCUUGUGGAAGACUCAGCACACAUAAAACAGCUCACAGCCAUCUAAAAGCUCCAAGGGAUCGGACAUCCUCCUCUGGCCUCUGGGCACUAGGAGCCAUGCGGGGCCAGCGAAGUCUGCUGUUGGGCCCAGCACGCCUCUGCCUGCGUCUCCUUCUGCUCCUGGGCUACCGGCGUCGAUGCCCACCUCUGCUCCGGGGCCUGGUACAGCGCUGGCGUUAUGGCAAGGUUUGCCUGCGCUCCCUGCUCUACAAUUCCUUUGGGGGCAGUGACACUGCUGUCGAUGCUGCCUUUGAGCCUGUCUACUGGCUGGUGGACAAUGUGAUCCGCUGGUUCGGAGUGGUGUUUGUGGUGCUGGUGAUCGUGCUGACCGGGUCCAUUGUGGCCAUUGCUUAUCUGUGUGUCCUACCCCUCAUCCUGCGAACCUAUUCGGUACCACGGCUCUGCUGGCAUUUCUUCUACAGUCACUGGAAUCUGAUCCUCAUCGUCUUCCAUUACUACCAGGCCAUCACCACUCCUCCUGGAUACCCACCCCAGGGCAGGAAUGACAUUGCUACUGUCUCCAUCUGUAAGAAGUGCAUUUACCCUAAGCCAGCACGAACACACCACUGCAGCAUCUGUAAUAGGUGUGUGCUGAAGAUGGAUCACCACUGCCCCUGGCUAAACAAUUGCGUGGGCCACUAUAACCAUCGCUACUUCUUCUCUUUCUGCUUCUUCAUGACUCUGGGCUGUGUCUACUGUAGCUACGGAAGUUGGGACCUUUUCCGGGAGGCUUAUGCUGCCAUCGAGAAAAUGAAACAGCUUGACAAGAACAAACUACAGGCGAUUGCCAACCAGACAUACCACCAGACUCCACCACCUACCUUCUCCUUUCGAGAAAGGAUUACUCACAAGAGUCUUGUCUACCUCUGGUUCCUGUGCAGUUCUGUGGCCCUGGCCCUGGGUGCCCUAACCAUGUGGCAUGCUGUCCUCAUCAGCCGGGGUGAGACUAGCAUCGAAAGGCAUAUCAACAAGAAGGAGAGACGCCGGCUACAGGCCAAGGGCAGAGUGUUUAGGAAUCCUUACAACUACGGCUGCUUGGACAACUGGAAGGUGUUCCUAGGUGUGGACACAGGAAGGCAUUGGCUGACCCGGGUGCUGUUACCUUCUAGUCACCUGCCUCAUGGGAAUGGGAUGAGCUGGGAUCCUCCUCCCUGGGUGACUGCUCACUCAGCCUCUGUGAUGGCCGUGUAAGCCACAACUUGAACAUUGUUCGAUGUUUAUUGUCUUUCAAGAGCUUCCAAGGGCAGCUUUUCCUGGAAUCCAUGACCAUAAGAACCAUUAGGCUGCCUUAGAGUACUACACAGGGACAAUCAAGAGCAAUCUUCUGCCACCUCAGAGCAAGAUGCAGUGUGGAGGAACUCAAUGAUUGAAGUCCCUUUACUCAGGCAAAUAAGUUUUAGCCCCAGACCAGGAGUCAGGUAAUGAGCUCUAGGUCACAGCACUGGGGCUAGACACCAUUUCUUUGACUUUGGGAAAAGAUCCAUCAGGUGUGUUCUGGCUUCGCAAUGGGAUAAAGAACCUAAGCCUAUUGCCAAGGUCACUGCCAUUUCUCACGUGCUACGGAAGGAGCGAAAAUAAAGGCAUUUGAUUUGUAAA